Messenger RNA from Dibothriocephalus latus, 486 nucleotides. The record is from the annotation of a GenBank genome assembly. NCBI's taxonomy places the organism in Eukaryota, Metazoa, Platyhelminthes, Cestoda, Diphyllobothriidea, Diphyllobothriidae.
AUGUACGUAGACGCGCCGGAAGGACCACUCGUGAAAAUACUCGAUGUGUCCUUUACAACGAUCCUUGGAAGAGAUACCGAACUAGAAAUGGUAUGUGGCGAUUCAACGUUCUGUGCUCCUGAAAUUCUACUCAGCCAUAAUUAUGGACCAAGCGUCGAUAUGUGGGCACUGGGCGUUCUGCUGUUCAUCAUGAUUUGUGGUACUGAACCAUUCGAAAUGGCGGAGGAGGGCGAAACAUUCCGUUCAAUCCUCCAAGGUGCUUACGAAUUAAACAGACCUGAGUGGGCAACUGUGACCAUGCACGCGAGGGAUGUUGUCAAGCGGCUGCUCGUUGUGGAUCCCCUGAUCCGCAUGACCGCCGAUCAGACCCUCAAGCACGACUGGAUAAUCGGCGAUGCCACGCCGGACCUCCAUCUGCCAGCCUCCCAGUUCGCCCUGAGCAAAUUUAAUAAACGAAGCGCAAAGAAGGUAGGUUCCUUUCAUUAA